Messenger RNA from Parathielavia appendiculata, 1557 nucleotides. RefSeq names its product mevalonate kinase. Gene Ontology annotation, cellular component: cytosol; cytoplasm. The transcript has 2 exons. Gene Ontology annotation, molecular function: mevalonate kinase activity; ATP binding. Bases 1 to 1557 code for a protein of 518 amino acids. Gene Ontology annotation, biological process: isoprenoid biosynthetic process; isopentenyl diphosphate biosynthetic process, mevalonate pathway; ergosterol biosynthetic process. Lineage: Eukaryota; Fungi; Ascomycota; Sordariomycetes; Sordariales; Chaetomiaceae. The record is from RefSeq and is a predicted model, not a curated record.
AUGACGACGCAGCGCACAUCGAACGGCGUGCCGAACGGGCACAACGGCUUCCGUAGCGACUCGGAACCCGACAGUCCCAGCACCGACAGCAGCGACUCUCCCGUCAACGGCGUCAAUGGCAUCACGAAUGUGGCUGGCAGUCUCAAGAUCAAUACGCGCAGCAAUAUGAGCCGCAAAAAGUCGAGCCCCAUGAUGCCGGCGUUCAUGGUGUCAGCGCCGGGCAAGGUGAUAGUUUUUGGCGAACAUGCCGUUGUGCAUGGUAAGGCCGCAGUAGCUGCAGCCAUCUCUCUACGAUCCUACCUUCUUGUCACAACGCGCUCCAAGUCGAACCGAACGGUUACACUCAAGUUCCCUGACAUCGAUUUCGACCACGCCUGGAAUAUUGAUGAACUUCCAUGGUCGACCUUCCAACACCCUUCCAAAAAGGUGUACUAUCACUCUGUCGUUACCAAACUGGACCCGGAGCUGGUUGCUGCCGUCCAGCCAUUCCUCGCCGAUGUGUCCCCGACCAAGGAGGGCCCCAUCCGGAAAGUGCACCAGAAUGCUGCAGGCUCGUUCCUUUACAUGUUCCUGAUGCUCGGGUCCCAGUCGUUCCCGGGAUGCCAAUAUACACUACGAUCCACAAUCCCGAUAGGUGCCGGCCUAGGUAGCAGCGCUACCAUCGCAGUCUGCCUGUCCGCUGCGCUCCUCACGCAACUACGGGCCCUUUCCGGCCCGCACCCAGACCAACCGCUCGACGAGGCGCGGAAGCAGAUUGAGCGCAUCAAUAGCUGGGCAUACGUCUACGAGAUGUUCAUACACGGCAAUCCUUCAGGUGUCGACAACACCGUUUCUACACAAGGCAAGGCCGUCGUUUUCCAGCGGGAGGACUACGGCAAACCACCGUCGGUACGGCCGCUUUGGGAUUUCCCCGAGCUCCCGCUCCUGCUCGUCGACACGAGAGUGCCCAAGUCCACGGCGCACGAGGUGGCCAAGGUCGGCAGGCUCAAGAACAAACACCCCAAGCUCGUCGGCAGCAUCCUGGACGCCGUCGACAAGGUGACGCAGGCGUCGGCGGAGGUUCUGACGGAGGAGGACUUUGACACGGAGAGCGAAGAGAGCCUGGCCCGCGUCGGUGAGCUUAUGACCAUCAACCAUGGCUUGCUCGUCUCGCUCGGCGUGUCGCACCCGCGCCUGGAGCGCGUUCGCGAGUUGGUCGACCACCAGGGGAUAGGCUGGACCAAGCUCACGGGCGCCGGCGGCGGCGGAUGCUCAAUCACGCUGCUCAAACCGGGUGUCGAAAAAGAGAAGCUGGAUAAGCUGGAGGAGCAGCUGGAUCAGGAGGGAUUCCAGAAGUUUAGGACAACGCUGGGCGGGGAUGGCGUGGGGGUGCUCUGGCCGGCUGUGCUGAAGAACGGGAUGGACGAGGACGACCAGGGUGGGAUGGAGAUUGACUUGGAGAAAUUCCUCAGUGCCGAGGGCAAUGAUGGUGUGGAGAGGCUGGUGGGUGUUCAUGGAGGGGGUGGUGAGCGGGAGGGGUGGAAGUUCUGGAGGGUGGAAAACGACGCGCAGUUCUAG